UGCGUGUCUCGCACACGUGCGCGUGCAGUGAGAUGUGUCUCUUUGGUAACGUGCACCUGCUACAACAGCACGCGGCGUGUCACUGUGACAGCUGUGACGGUAAACCCUAAAACUAUUAUCACACUACGCAAAGUUACUUUGUCGAACUCGGUGAAUCACUGAGUUAAACUGAGCCUCUGAUCUGAAAGCAAAAAAGCCCGGAGGUGAUCAUGUCCACGAGAGAAGUAGAGAAAACAGCUGAUGACGAGACGGACUGGCUUUAUGGAGAUGACAAUUUUGAUGAAGAUGAGACAACAGAAAAGGAAGUCUUCAGUGCUCUGAUUGGUGAUGUGGAAGACAUGAAUGGACUCAAUUACCAGCAAAGUGAAUCAGACAGUGAUGAUGAUGUCUGUGUGACCAUCGGUGACAUUAAAACAGGCGGAUCUCAGGACUCGUCAUUUGGUUCCAGUUCCAUCGGUCUGAACAUAAACACCUCUGUAUCAGGCUCCAAGUCCACAGGGCUGGGUCUGGAUGCUGAAGGCAAUGUCUUGCAGGUGGAUGUGGAGUCAUUUGAUGAGAAGCCAUGGAGGAAGCCAGGUGCGGAUCUGUCUGACUACUUUAACUAUGGUUUUAAUGAGGACACCUGGAAGACAUACUGCGACAAACAGAGACGACUGCGCAUUAGCCUAGAGAUCCUGAGCCUGGGGUCAUCAAGCAAAAUAAUGGUUCAUCAGAAUUCUAGUAGUGAUCUGUCAGAACUCUCAUCCAGGAAGUCGAGUGGUUCGAUCAAUGUUAUCGGAGGACAAGCAGGGACCAUCAGUCGAGUGGAAGGCAGAAGACGUCACAGCGCUGAUGAAAAUAACAUCCAGGUGGUGUCAGAGCAGUCCUCAGACACAGAGCUAUCUUCCCCGAAGCUGUUGCCCUUCUUUCCUCCCAAUAUCCCACCUCCACCUUUCCCUCCUCCUCCCAAUAUACCACCACCACCCGCAUUCCCAUUGCCUCCUGGUGCCCCUCCUCAUAUGCUACCACCAUUAGAUAGGUUGGUCUCGUAUAGAAACUGGAGAGAGAGACAGAGGAGAUCUAGCAGACAGAGAAAGCAAGAACAUAGCAAGUCACUAUACAGGCAAAAGAAGGAGAAAAAGAAAGAUAUAGAAAGAAAGGGAGAGAGAAGGAGCAGUGGACGUUUGGCGGGAGGCUUUGAUCGACGGUCGGCUACAUCUUACCCUUUCCCUGCAGGUGUGUAUUCACCUGCAGUGGGCAUGGCUUCGUGGUCAGGUGUGAUUGACAGUGGCAAAGCAUGGGAAAACUACAACCGCCAAAACAAAGAAAGGGUGAGAGAGAAAACCAGAGAAAGAGGACACAAGAAAGAGCAAGAGCGGGAGAGAGAGAGAGAGCGAAACAGAGAAACAGAUAGAGAACACAGUCCGUCCUCACAAGAUCACAGAAGUGAGGAGGAGCGUGUGUCUCGACACAGGGAUCACAGUCAUUACGGAAGUGAGAGGUACAGGAAAAGCUCAGGAAGAGAAGGAAUGAGAGACAGACAUCGAGAAAGACAACACAGAGACCGGAGUGAACAACACAGAUCCUCACACAGUGGCAGCGGUAGGCGGCAUCAUGAUAGUGAUGACGCAGAUAGCCACAGGAGACACAGGCACAAACGCUCUAGACACAACAGAGGAAGCCUUGAGCCCAGCGAGGAGUGCAGUGUGGACCAGGAGAACCAGUCAGAGGCCACAGAAUAACUCCCUGGCCAGCUGGUGAGCCCAUUUGUUGACCAGUAGGAGGUCUUUAGUGAAAGAUCAUUAGUCUCGUCACUGUGAGUCAGAUUAUGAGUAAACAACUGUGAUUAGAUUUUGAUUAAUCCUAUGCCAAACACUUGAUAGUUUAUGUUACCGUUUUAGCUAUUUAACAUUUAAUUUUUUUUGAAAAUAUGAUUUAAAAAAAGUAAAAGGUGGUCAAAAGUGUACAAUUUUUUUAUUUAUUUAAAAUGACUUGACUUACAAAAUGGUAUUUUUGUUGUGCCAAAUGUUAAUUUUGUUGAAGCAAAAUAAUUAUAAACAUGAUCAAGAAAUGUAAAUGUGUGUGAACCAUGAUUUAGUG
Molecule: messenger RNA, 2079 nt
Organism: Carassius auratus (goldfish)
Lineage: Eukaryota; Metazoa; Chordata; Actinopteri; Cypriniformes; Cyprinidae
Gene: fip1l1a
Product: FIP1 like 1a (S. cerevisiae)
Exons: 16
Coding region: 210-1721 (503 amino acids)
Cellular component (GO): mRNA cleavage and polyadenylation specificity factor complex
Source: RefSeq, a predicted model, not a curated record